AUGGCCACUGUGGCGUCAGUCGCCUUACCUCCCCCAGUUGGCCUCGCGCAGCGGUGCGAUGCAAGCAGUGACUUGGAUAGAGAUGAAUGUUGGAUCUGUCUCUCCAGUGCGGGGUCGCUGUCCCGGGUCUGCGACUGCCCAAGGGUCUCUCAUCGCGAGUGCCUUGCACGGUGGCAACUCACUAACUAUGGUCGCAGAGAGGAAAACUUCUGCCGCUUCUGCAGCAAGCGUCUCCCAGCGCUUUGGAAGCCAGAUGCGAUGAACGAGGGUGAGAAGGAGGAGCUUCGGGUGGCGCCUGUGAUGGCCGUGCGAUACAACGGUCCUGAGGGCACGCGCGAAUUCAAGCUACGAGUUCAUCCGGGGCCGGAAGGGCUGGCCACGUUCAAAGCACACCUGAAAGAGAUCCUCGGUUUCGACGUGGGGCCCGAAUUCGAUGUCACAUUUGAGUGCCAAAUGCCCUCCACGGGUUCAUUCCUGACGUUGUCGGGAAUGAAUGCCUACGGUGCAGCCACACAUUGUGCCGCGUUGCUUGCCGCCACGAAGACGGGCAGCACGCAAACGCCGACGACGGCGGCGACAGCCGCUGAAUCUUCGGCGACAAUGCAACAACAGCAUCGAGGAUGUACCGCGCAACUGCAGCAGCAGCAAGAGCAACAUCGACAGCAACUAAUGCAACAGCGGCCAGACGGCCCGGCACUACUACUCCCCUCAGAGUAUGACUCGUACGACGAUCUUCUCCCGCUUGGGCCCUACACAGAAGCCCUGGCGCCGCCAGAGGCUUCUCUGGGGGUCUACGACAGGGUUCACUUGUACGGCAACAGCAGCGGUAGUGGUGGCGGUGGCGGCCGCAGGGGCCACUUCACCGCUGCUGGCCUCGGCCGUCAGCAUCCGGAGGCAGCGAUUGUGGAUGCAGAUGCGGAGUGGUGCGGUCGCGGCCGGCCGGCAACGGCAAGGGGUUACAGUGCGAUUGGUCGUUUCUGCUCCCGGGUCGCCCCGGUUGCGACGUUGGGGGUCGCGUUUCUCCCCGCGGCCUCUUCUGAUGCCGCCGUCGCCGCCGCUGCAGCAGCGACGUCACCGCUGCAGGCCACGUCAGAGCGUUCCGCGGCUGCCGUACUCAGUAGCGCGCGAAGCGGUCCGACAGCACGUGACAUCCCCCGGGAACCGGCGGCGUCAACUGCCGCUGCCGCCGGCGCCAAUGUGCCUGCCGGUGCAGUGUACGACGACAGCCGUACCUGUAGCAUUACAGACAAUGUCAGCAGCGCCGACAGCGAUGGCGGCAGCCACGCAGCGGACUUUAUAAAGGAGUCUUUGCCACUAGGAACGUCGCCUAUGAGCCAUCCUAGCGGCGGAAGCGACUCUGGGAUUAGGAAGGCCCAGAAGUGCCGUACCGCGCGACGGCAGCCGCGAGAAUCUGGGAAGGUGCCGAACGACGGCGAUCCCACCGCCACGCCGACGAGGACGCCGACGGCUGGGGCGGAUGUCCUUGCUGAGUCACGUGGCCGUAUGCGACUUCCCGUCCUCGUCAAGCGAGCUGCUCGGCACGCCGUGGACUCCCUUUCGCGGAUCCUGAUGCGCCGAGGUUGA
Molecule: messenger RNA, 1584 nt
Organism: Volvox carteri f. nagariensis
Lineage: Eukaryota; Viridiplantae; Chlorophyta; Chlorophyceae; Chlamydomonadales; Volvocaceae
Exons: 6
Coding region: 1-1584 (527 amino acids)
Molecular function (GO): zinc ion binding
Source: RefSeq, a predicted model, not a curated record